AUGUCGCUACCUUGGAAACUUCAGGAGACUUUUUCGCCCGAAGAAAUCCAGUUUAUAGUGGAAAAUGAGCCCAUAAAGAUCUUCCCACGAUUCACCACUAAACAACCUGUGCGAGGUAGCCAGCGCGGGAAAUCCGCGGGUCAGACCCGCUGGAAGCUACUGACGGCGAAAGAUGAGCCUUUGAACAACUUGGUGGCGAUCCAGACGACAGAAGUGGCGUUGUGGAUAGCUCUGUUGCUCAAACAGCAGGGCAAGUGUAGCAUUGUGGCGCCCAGUUGGCUGCGAUUAUCGCAGCUACAGAAAUAUAUCGAUUACGAGCUGAAAAACCAGGGCAGGUUUAGUGAACUGCCGUGGAAUUGGCUGGUGGUGGCUCAAUUGCUGUUUUCGAAAGCAGCAGACGAUCUGCACGACCCGGUGCACUUGCUGCGCGGGAAAGUACAGGAUCUGCGUGAGAUUCGCUUGAGCAAGAUCGGACAAGGUCUGAAACAUCUGAACGAGUCGCAUUUGCAAUUAGACAAUCUGAGUCUUUUGGAGAUAAACGAGUUGCGUCCGUUUGUGCUGGGGAUCAUGAAUAAACUGAAGGAGGUUCACAGCAGUAUUUCGGAGGAUCAAGAGGAGGAAGAGUAG
This is a messenger RNA of Lachancea sp. 'fantastica', 627 nucleotides long. NCBI's taxonomy places the organism in Eukaryota, Fungi, Ascomycota, Saccharomycetes, Saccharomycetales, Saccharomycetaceae. The record is from the annotation of a GenBank genome assembly.